Messenger RNA from Quercus lobata, 1993 nucleotides. RefSeq lists its product as uncharacterized. Gene Ontology annotation, molecular function: RNA nuclease activity. NCBI's taxonomy places the organism in Eukaryota, Viridiplantae, Streptophyta, Magnoliopsida, Fagales, Fagaceae. The record is from RefSeq and is a predicted model, not a curated record. Bases 485 to 1648 code for a protein of 387 amino acids. The transcript is spliced from 3 exons.
UUAGACUAAAACGCUAUGGGUAGAUAGGAGCAACCGUAUAUUUCGAACCCCCACACACAGACACUGACAGUCCUUCCCUUACUCUUUUCUCUUGCCUUCCCUCGCUUCUCUUCCGCCGUGUCUCACACACGCCGCCGCCGCGUCUCACACAGUCCGCCGCCGCCGCCGCCGCCUCCACCCAUCUCCUAUUCUAGUGUUAGAUCUACUCUCUCUCUCUGCCUCACACUCCUCAAACUAUGGCAGCCUAGCCACCUUCUGCUGCCCCUUCCACUCUGGUGACCUCCCACCUACGAUUCCAACUCCGGCUAUAUCCUAUAAUUCAGCAGUGGUGUGAAUCAGCUUGUGUGUUGGAGUUUGAGGCUAUAAACUACUCUUGUAAAAGUCAGUUCAUAUUUCCUUUUCAUUGGUCCACUUGUGUUUUCUUGACUAUAUUCUCUAUUUUAACUUUUUAGAUUAUGAUUGCAUUGCGGAGAACGCUCUACCUAUGGUUGUGUUACUUAAAUUCUGUGAACUUUUCUGCACAACUCAACUCAAAACGUUACAAAUCCUUAACCCUUUUACGUCGUUGAGUAGAUUUUGUCACUUUGAAUCAAAACCGGGCUUCAAUUCUUGGGACCCAUCCUUGCCCUUGAGACCAAAAAUUACCAAAAACAAUGUUGCAAUUUUCUGGGAUUUGGACAAUAAACCUCCGAACUCGUUCCCACCAUACAACACUGCUGUCAAGCUAAAGGCAGCAAUGGCAUCUUUUGGGGUUGUUAGAUACAUGGUGGCAUAUGCGAAUCAUCACGCGUUUACCCAUGUUCCACAAGUUGUUAGGGAGCAAAGAAAAGAGAGGAAAAUAUUGAAUCAGUUGGAGAAUAGGGGUGUGAUUAAGACAGUUGAGCCGUAUCUUUGUCGGGUUUGUGGGAGGAAUUUUUAUUCAAAUGAGAAGUUUGUAAAUCAUUUUAAGCAAAUUCAUGAGCGUGAGCAGAUAAAAAGAUUGAAUCAGAUAGAGUCAGCUAGGGGGAAGAUGAGGGUGAAGUUAGUAGCUAAGUAUUCCAUGAAGAUGGAGAAGUAUAAGAAUGCUGUGAGGGAUGUUUUGACUCCGAAGGUGGGGUAUGGUUUGGCAGAUGAGUUAAAGCGGGCGGGGUUUUGGGUACGUACUGUGUCAAAUAAGCCACAAGCUGCAGAUGUUGCUUUGAAGAAUCAUAUGAUGGAUAUGAUGGAUAGGAGGAGAGUUGAGUGUAUGGUGCUUGUGUCAGAUGAUUCGGAUUUUGUGGAUGUUUUGAAGGAGGCGAAGUUGCGAUGUUUGAAGACGGUUGUUGUGGGGGAUAUGAAUGAUGGGGCUUUGAAGAGGGUUGCGGAUGCGGGGUUUUCUUGGAGUGAAAUUUUGAUGGGGAAGGCUAAGAAGGAGGCAGAAUCAGUCGUUGGGAAAUGGAAGGACCGUGACAUUUUGAAGAGAUUGGAGUGGACAUAUAACCCUGAGGUGGAGAAAAAGGUAAAUGAUCUUCAGGAUGAGGUUGUUGAGGAGACCCAAAAUGUGGAUUUUGAAGGAAAUGUUAGUGGGCUAGUUGAUGAUAAUAUAAAAGAGGAUGGCAAGUCUUGGUGGGAGCUGGAUUCUGAUGGUGAUGUUUCUUCACAAUCAUUGAAAAGAUUGGAUUGGACAUAAAACCUGGAGUUGAAGAAAAAUGUAUGUAGUUUUGAGGUUGAGGUUGCUGAGGAGACUGGGAAAGGGGAUUUUGAAGGUAUUGUUAGUUGGGUAGAUUACACCAUUACAUGCAAAAGGAAGACAGCAUUGCUUGGUCAGAUCUGGAUUCAAAUGUUGAUGUCAUUUCUUCACAAUCUUGUGGAUGACUGCUUGUAGUUUUGUAUCUUAGAGUUUGGUAUGUGGUAAAAUUAACUUAUCUUCUCUUGCCAAGAAUUAUCAAAUAAUGUACAAUUUUUGAAGAAUUGGAUUGCCUAUCAAAAAAAGAAAAAGAAUUGAAGAAUUAUAUCAUUGAUUUUUUUUUUUUUU